Messenger RNA from Falco peregrinus (peregrine falcon), 18987 nucleotides. It is a transcript of the gene TULP4, whose product is annotated as TUB like protein 4. The coding region runs from base 6404 to 11119 and encodes 1571 amino acids. Gene Ontology annotation, molecular function: protein binding. The transcript has 16 exons. The record is from RefSeq and is a predicted model, not a curated record. NCBI's taxonomy places the organism in Eukaryota, Metazoa, Chordata, Aves, Falconiformes, Falconidae.
AUCCAAAGAAAGUGCUGCAGAAUUGCAUAUAUUCAGGCUCAUGUGGAUCAGCAGGUAGCCCUGUGGCAUUCAGCUUCAUGUAGUUUCUGGUACUCUGACUGACAAACAAUAGUUUGGUCCAAGUUGUUUCAUCUCUUUCUUUCACAAGUGGUUGCUUCCCCAGUCAUACAGGUGAAGAAUCGUCUCUACACAUCUUCACUUGAAAUAAAAUGCUGACAUAUUUUAUGAAUGGUUUAUGGUUCCUUACCUCUUUCUUGAGACUGGUCAAGUAUUGACCUCAUAACCAUUGUUUUCUGGAAGGUUAUUGGAUGCUCAUUUAAUGGAGAGGUAAUCAGUACUCUUAACAUGGCAUGAUAGUUUAAUACAAUUUAAGUGUUACCCUUAAGUUAUUCUUUCUUUGGAAUCCUAGUUUUUUUUCCAUCCAGGUUUUGAUGAAAGGUAGAUGAUCCCUCUUUCUUUAAAUGACAGUAUUUGAAAAGUCAUGUUAGAAUUACAGCUGUUGAACUUCUCUUUAUUUAAUAUGCUAGUGCUGCAUUUCUGUUGUGGUUUUCCUUUUAACUCUGUGAUAAACUUCUUGCGGUUCUUGUCUUUUUCUCCUGGUUAAUUGUAGUUUUAUUCUUACAUUAGCUGUGUUUUAGCUUGUAUUUCCAGUUACAUUUCCAGUGAUAGAUGGCUUAUGUAAUACAGAGGGAUAGAAGUUCCAAACUGUAUAAACUACACAGUUAGGCAUGCAUUCUUACGCUCUUUGUGCUCAAUCUUUUUUGAGUGAACAUGUUUAUGGAUUUUAACUUGUAAACCUGUCAAGGCUUAGAUUAUUCCUGCAGCCUAACCAGACCUAACUGUUUCUAUGCUGGAAGAAUAAACAAAAGAUAUAAAGAAGCAAAUUGGUAUCUCCUUAUGGAGUCUAAGGAGUUGAGUUCUUUGUAGUUUCUAGGGAAAAAGGUCUUGAAUUAUGUAGUAUGGUGAAGGAAAUCCAAUGAGGAAGCUCUUAGAACUUGAGCAUGUAUAUGUAUUAAAAAAAAAACCAACAACAAAACACCCAAGGUUUUCUGGGGUUGAAUAAACUUGGAUCCCAGAAAACCUUUUUUUUUUCUUUAAUGCGUGUAAUCCUGGAAUUUAUAUGCUUUUAAAAAUACACACACACACACACAUAUAUAUAUAUGUAUGUAUGUUACCCAGAUGGGCGAAAAGUAGAUCCUAGCUUUGAAAAAUAUCAAGGCAUUUUGAGAUAAUUAACAUUUACAUUUAGAGAUUUAUUUAGAGAUUUUAAAUGUUUUCACUGGCUUUCAUUUAGGUGUGAAGUAUUAUUGGUGACUGGAGCUCAGAAUGAAACAUUAUGUGAAGAAUAUCUUUUUUUUAAAAUCCUGGAAGCAUUUGAGAAUAAAAGGUUAAGGAGAUCUGUUUAAAUAUAUACAUGUUUUGCUAAUAAAGCUGAUACGGUGAGAACAUCAGUUCUCACUGUAUUUGGAAUAUUGUAUCUUAAUUUAAUAUUUCUAGCCAUAGCAAAUAAGUUAACUUUUUUCCGUUGGUAUCUAGCAUAGGGGCUAUACUCUGCUCAGGUCCUGCUUGAGCAUCAAAAUAGAGCUUGAAUGACAGACUUCUUGUUGAAGCAGCAAAUCUUGAUGGGCUUUCUCUGCUAAGGGUUGAGCUCAUGCUUCACUUUAUGCUUUUGCUCUGAGUUGAAAGUAUCUUGUCUUCUGGAGGAAAAGCAUGGUAGGGUAAUUACCUAAAGGACACUUAUUUGAGCUUAAUUUCUUAUUUGCUACUAAUUUAUACAUAGAUCUAAAAUAUUGUAAGUUCACUUGUUUGUGUUUUGUGAUGUAAACAGUUGUUGGGUAGUUACUGUAACUUUGAACAGGCUCAUGGAUACCACUUUUAACACAAAUGCAGAAGCUGAAGAGUAAUACUUGACAGAAGGGUGAGAGAGAUCUCUAAUGCAAGGCAAGAGAUUUUGAGCAAUGCAAACAAAGUAUUUCUGUUAAAUGGGAAGAGAGGGGUGGAAACUGAAGGUGCAGCUUCCUAUUAAAAUAAAGCAAUAGCACCUCUUACUGAAAAUUAUACUUUGGUGGUUUUGGUGGUUUGUUUUUUUAAGUUUGUUAUUAAUGGUCUUCAAAGAAACCUGUGUAGUAUGACCAUAGCGUACCACAAAAGCAAAUAAGCCUGAAUGCUGUUGUAUAUUUAGAUACUUCUAGAGAUUGUAGGUAAGCUAAUUCUGGAGUGUGGAUUUUAUUUUAGUGUGGGGAUUCACAGCAUGAUGAAGGUGACCCUGAGUUAGUCGGUACAGAUAGGGAUUAUAAUGAAUUUCUUACCUUGUUACCAAUUUGUAAGUCCUCUUUCCUUCUCUCUAGUACAACAUUUAGCCCAGGGAGAAUAAUUGUCCACUACAGUAAAGGAGGAAAUAACCAACAGUCAGUAGAGAGAAUGCACGUGGCCCCAGGAAAGAAAACUGUGUUGAAAGAAAAUAGAGAAUGCUUCAGGGAAUUACACCUUUUUACCUGAGAGAACCCAGAUGGAGUGGAUUUGACUUUGUAGCUAAACCGCCAGUGUUGUUUCAUAAAAAGUUAGGCAUCUGAAUUCAUCUGGAAUGAAGAAUGAUAGAGCAUUUUUGUUUAUUUGUUUAGAAAUUUAAUGUGCUUAUAAUGAAAGUUCAGGUUUUGUUCUAUGUAGCACAUAGAACAGCUAGAUGGCUAUGUGAUUUGCAAUACAAAAACUUCUCCAACUGUACAUUAAGAAAGCCUGUUCUACAGUCUUUCCAGGAUGGUAGGGUGUAUUCAAAAUCAUAUCUUUUGCUGUCUUUUGGUUGUUGUUUGGUUUUUUUUUUAAUGUGGCAUCACAACAGAUUUUACUGGGUUUUUUUCUCAAGUUAACUCUGCAGUGCCACCUCAAGUAUGCAAGAGCAAGCUAGAGAAGGUAUCUUUUAUGCAUUGACAAGAUUGUUUACUGUGAGCUGAAGAUAAUGAUAUUUCAUGGUGUCAUUAAAAUGACUUACUUAAACCUUUCUUAGCUGGCAUCAUCACCAUAAAAGUGUCCAAUUUCAGUCAGCACCUAGGUUGAACUUGCAAAACUAGGGCUCUGAAAAUAUAUAGAUAAAACAAAUGAACAAGUCUUUGGUCAUAUAAGCCAACACAGGCUGAGAUGUAUAUCUUGCUGGCAAUAGGCAAUUGGCUAUUGAAGAAAACAGUAAGCUUUUGUAAUAAUUCUUUUUGCAGUUCCAAAUUCUACAGCAGAUUCCGAUCCUUUUCCUACACUGACUUGUUGAUUAUCCCACAAAUGAUCUCAUUAAAGCUGGUGGUAGUUACUGUGAAAUGAGGCGUUACUGAGUAUAUCAGAAUUGGGUGUCAUGUUUGUUUUGUAAUUCAGACUCUGGGAAGGCUUACAUGUGCUAUAAAUUAAGGAUUUAAUAAAUUGGUGGAAGUUCAUAAUGAUGGAAGAACAAAUUCUUCCUGAACUAAGUCAUUAUCUUUGGUCUUAUGACUUAACAGCCAAUAAGAAAUGUAAAAAAUAGCGUUUCUGAUGGAAAUACGAUGUGGAGCUCUUUUAUUUUUAAUGUGGAAUAGAAGUAAUAUUUUACUCAUCUUUGUUUCAUAUAAAAAGAUUUUCAGGACUGAAGAAUUAACAAUUUGAAGGCAAACCAGUAAGGGGAGCUCUUACCAAUAUUUUAAACUGCUUUUUAAAAAAAUUUCUGCAGCGUGGGCAAUGGUGGGACUUUCCAUGCUUUGGAACAUUAGUAUCUGUCUCUCUGGAUAUGCUUUCAGCUGGAGAUGAACAUUCAACUUCAAAGGAUCCUUCUAGGAAGAUAUUUGCAGCAGGAGAUUUUGGCCAUUUCUUAGAUGUUUAGUUAUCAGAUGUUUUCUUUCUAUGCUUAGGUGCACAGUCCUGUUACAUGAAAAUGGUGUGUUCAACAUUCAGAUGUUACUGGUAGGACCAUGUAUCUCCACAUCACCGGGCUGAUUUAGGAGCUGUUCUGUAUUAAGUUACAUCAUUUUUAGUGAGCAUAAAUCACAGAAAUACAUUGUUGAUACAGUCUGAAGUAACUUUUAUUAAUUUUUUUCUCUUUAUUUCCUCAUCAUACAAAAUGCAUGUGAUUUGUAGGGAACCUGUUUCUCAGAGCACAUGCCCCAUACUCUAUGGAAGACGCUAUUCAACCUUAACUGUAUUUCAGUCUGCACUGGGAAUUUCUGCAUCUCUCUCCUUAUGGUGUUGCUAAUAGUACACGGAAAUGAAACAUACAGAAAAUUUCUCCCUCACUACCUCCAAAAGUGAAGUUUUACUGGUUUACACCUAUAUAAAGAAGAAAAGCAGGCUCAUAAUACCCAUGGAGGAAUGUGCUUGAACACACUAAAGAAAACCCAUUCGACACCAGAACAGAGUUGGAAGAAUCCAGGGAUUUCAAGCUUUGAAUGACAGGCGUCUUACAAGAUUACCACAGCUAAACUGAAAAUGCAGAUGCAGCUCUGAGUACCAGAUUGAGUGAGCUGGUGUGUGCACUCCGUGUACAUGAAGACACACAUGUUUUUGUCAUCACAUAGACUUACUCUUGCAUAUUCCUAAGAGCUUUGCAAUUGAUGAAAAUUAAUUUGAGGACCAGAUGGAGCACCUUUACAGCAAAAGAAUCAGUACCCCAUGGAAAGACACCUGCCAGUAAUGUUCAACUUUCCACAUGGUCUUCACGGGUGAAAAAAGUUAGCAAGAAGAGGAAGAAAAAACACUCUGCAGAGAAAAAGCCUGGCAAAUACCUCUACAAUCUCAGUCAGUAGCUGUGAGGGAAACAGAAGAACACGGAGGGUAGAGGAAACUGAUUGUGUUAUUGCAGAGGAAUAAUGUAUGGUCAUUGGCACGUUUUACUUUGGGCUCCAUAGAUUGUGAAUGGACUAAUUGUGACCAUAUGUUGAGUAAUGAUGACUGGAAGUGAAUAAGUUGAGGAACUAUGGGACAAGUCUGGGCAUUGAACUGAGCAAACCUCGUUGUCCUUCUUGAGUUAACCAGGUCAUCAAACUUGCAUAUUCUUUCUCCCUCUCCUUUUUCCUCUUUUCACUUAGUGUGGUAUAAAUAUGAAUUAAUUGAGCUCAUAAAUGUUAUUCAAAUAAAACAAUUGGAAUACUUCAUAUGUUUCCUUCUUGUACAGCUGCAAAUGUUGUGUCUGGAACUAUGAAUCUGUGCUGUAGACAAGCAUCAAGAAGGAAAGAUCCAAUCAAACAAGCAAGGAAAAUACCUAGAGAAAUAGCGAACCCAGGAAGUCAGAUUUUUAAUGCUGCUUCUCUUUCUUUUUUAGAUGAUUAUAUUUCUUCCUUCCUUGAAUUUUAGAAGAUUUUGAAAGAGUGCUUACUUGAUGUGCUUUAAUUCUGGCAUUUGUUUUUUACAGUAGGAUGAAAAGUCUGUGAUUCCUUGUAGCAGAAAAAAGGGAAAAGUAAAGGAAAAACAGCUUGACAUUUUAGCCUGUUUCAGAGGAGAGAGAACUUCAUGGUUCACCUGAGGCAAACUUAUCUGCUUUGAAAGCUAAAAGCUUUAGAGCAUUUUUGAUUCUGCUAUAAAUGAAGAGGGGGUUUCUUUUUCAUUCGUGUGUGGCAGCAAAAAGUGGGAAAGCAGGCAAGAUAGCGUGAUAAACAGUUCAGGCUGUGUUGGGUCUCUGGUGGAAAAAAAGUGCUGCAAUGAAAAUUGGAUUGGCUUUGGAUUGCAAAAACUUGUGAGUCCAACGAGCAGUUCAGUACCAAGAGGGAUUUCCCAGCUGGCCUGGCACACCAGUGCCUGCACAAGUUUGGGUCUGUUGUUUCGCACGGUUUGUGUGCCUUUUUUUCCCUUUAUGCAAUCUCUUUCAGCUUUAGCAGCAGAAAUACAUCAAAUGGAAAAGAUAUGCCAGAGGGCAGCUUGGAAAAGAUGAAUGUCAUAUAUGUACAUAUAUAUGUAUGUACGUGUGUUUAAAUUUCUGCAACUGAACUUUUGAAGAAAAUCUGACUGGAGGAAAUCUUAAAAGCCUUAAGUUACUUGAAACCUACACAUUUGCAACUCUUUGUCUCUGGAAUUGCAUUACGCUAAACUGGAAUCUCAGGCUGUAUAAAGAUUAUAUCAAGUUGAGCAAAAAGAUGACUUAACCAUUUCUUGAGCGCCUCUUACGAAGUAGCUGUUUCUCCAAAGGAUAAGUGCACCCUCACUCUACAGACUCAAAAACAAAAAUGAACCUGAAUUUUUUUUUAAGUGUUACUUUUUCUUAGCCAACUGCCAUCAUCUUUUAUAGAGGAAUUUUUCACUAUGCAUUUGGUGGAUAUUUAUAAACACUGACCCCAUCCUCCUCCCUUUCAAUGAUCUAUCCCAGGUCAGUCUUAUCAAUUAAAAAAAAAAAUUGAUUUAAAUUUUGUGCACUAGACAUAUUACUUUCUUAUGUCAAAAAAUAAAAUAUUUAAAAAGCAUGUAUGCAGCAGUGGAACAUGGGCCUGUUCUUUGCAGCGAUUCCAACAUCCUCUGCCUCUCCUGGAAAGGGAGAGUCCCCAAAAGUGAGAAGGAGAAACCGGUAUGCAGGAGGCGGUACUAUGAGGAAGGCUGGUUGGCAACAGGCAAUGGCAGAGGAGUUGUAGGCGUCACUUUUACUUCCAGCCAUUGCAGGAGGGACCGGAACACCCCUCAGAGAAUCAACUUCAAUUUGAGGGGCCACAACAGUGAGGUUGUGCUGGUGAGAUGGAAUGAACCAUUCCAGAAAUUAGCAACCUGUGAUGCAGAUGGAGGAAUAUUUGUUUGGAUACAAUACGAAGGCAGAUGGUCUGUGGAGCUUGUGAAUGAUCGUGGGGCACAGGUAAGCGACUUUACAUGGAGCCAUGAUGGGACCCAAGCACUUAUCUCCUAUAGAGAUGGAUUUGUGCUGGUCGGUUCAGUCAGUGGACAAAGACACUGGUCUUCAGAGAUAAACUUGGAGAGUCAGAUCACCUGUGGCAUAUGGACUCCAGAUGACCAGCAGGUACUGUUUGGCACUGCUGAUGGACAGGUUAUCGUCAUGGACUGCCAUGGCCGAAUGCUGGCCCAUGUGCUCCUUCACGAGUCAGAUGGCAUCCUCAGCAUGUCCUGGAACUACCCCAGCUUCCUGGUGGAGGACAGCAGCGAGAGCGACACGGACUCUGACGACUAUUCCCCACCACAAGAUGGACCGGCUGCAUACCCAGUCCCAGUGCAGAACACCAAGCCACUACUUACUGUCAGCUUCACGUCGGGAGACAUCAGUUUAAUGAACAAUUAUGACGACUUGUCUCCUACUGUCAUCCGCUCAGGGUUGAAAGAUGUGGUGGUACAGUGGUGUACACAAGGAGACCUACUUGCAGUAGCAGGCAUGGAGAAGCAAAGCCAGCUGGUUGACCUCAGCAAUGGUUCCUUGUUGAAAAGCGCACUUGUCAAGUUCUACAAUGUGCGCGGGGAACAUAUCUACACUCUGGAGACACCUGUGCAGCGUCCUAUCAUCUCGAUCUGUUGGGGUCACAGGGAUUCACGCCUGCUGAUGGCUUCUGGACCUGCAUUAUAUGUUGUCAGAGUUGAGCACAGGGUUUCCAGUCUGCAGCUGCUGUGCCAGCAGACCAUCGCUAGCUGUCUGCGGGAUGACAAGGAUAUCAGCAAACUGACCCUGCCCCCUCGGCUCUGCUCAUACCUCACCACUGCCUUUAUACCAACAAUCAAGCCUCCUAUCCCAGACCCAAACAAUAUGAGAGAUUUUGUCAGCUACCCAACAGCUGGUAAUGAACGGCUUCACUGCACGAUGAAGCGGACAGAAGAUGACCCAGAGGUUGGUGGUCCAUGUUAUACUCUGUACCUGGAAUACCUUGGGGGAUUGGUGCCUAUCCUGAAAGGACGUCGUAUCAGCAAGUUGCGGCCGGAGUUUGUCAUCAUGGAUCCUAAAACAGAUGGGAAAGCAGAUGAAAUCUAUGGAAACAGCUUGAUUUCCACUGUGAUUGACAGCUGCAACUGCUCUGACUCCAGUGAUAUCGAACUGAGUGACGACUGGGCAGCAAAGAAAUCUCCCAAAAUCAGCCGAGCUAGCAAAUCACCCAAACUCCCCAGAAUCAAUAUAGAAGCUCGCAAAUCUCCAAAGAUGUCACGAGCUGCACAGGAGAUAUCGAGAUCGCCAAGAUUACCAAUAAGGAAACCAUCUAUUGGUUCGCCAAGCCUAACCCGAAGAGAGUUUCCUUUAGAAGAUAUUACUCAGCACAACUACCUUGCUCAGGUCACAUCUAAUAUCUGGGGAACCAAAUUCAAAAUUGUGGGUUUGGCUGCUUUCCUACCGACUAACCUUGGUGCAGUAAUAUAUAAAACCAGUUUGCUGCAUCUGCAGCCCAGGCAGAUGACAAUAUAUCUCCCAGAAGUGCGGAAGAUUUCAAUGGACUACAUUAACCUGCCGGUAUUUAAUCCAAAUGUUUUCAGUGAAGAUGAAGAUGAUUUACCAGUGCCCGGCGCCCCCGGCGCCCCCGCCAGCAGCCCGCCGUGCACCGUCAACAUCCCCAUCGCCCCCAUCCACAGCUCGGCCCAGGCCAUGUCGCCCACACAGAGCAUCGGCCUGGUCCAGUCGCUGCUGGCCAACCAGAACGUGCAGCUGGAUGUGCUGGGCAACCCGCCGGCCGAGGUGGGGGGCGAGGGGGCAGGGCCCUUCCCGGGGGCGCCGAGCCGCUUCCCAGGCCCCGGGGCCGGGGCGCUGGCCGGGGGGGAGCUGGGCCGCACCGCUCCCCCGCCCCCCGCCCUUGCCCCGCUGCCCCCCGCCGCCCCCAUCAUCGCCCUGGCUGACCUGCGGGACCACGGCGACCGCGAGCACGAGCCGCCACCCAAGGCCAAGGCCCCGCGGCCAGGACCGCAGCUGGUGGAAGGGGAUGCCGUCGUCUUCGGGGCCGCUCCGGAGCUGCAGCUGAACAAAAUGAACCCCCCACCGCCCUACCCCGGCACCAUCCCUGCCGUGCCCACCAGCGCCCUGCCACCCCCACCCGGCCCCCCGCAGCCGCCCCUCGACCUCUGCCUGAAAAAGGGGGAGUUCUCCCUCUACCCGGCGGGGCACUACCAGACGCCCCUGGGGUAUGAGCGGAUAACGACAUUUGACAGCAGUGGGAACGUGGAGGAGGUGUGCCGGCCUCGCACCAGGAUGCUUUGCGCCCAGAGCACCUACACCCUGCCGGGGCCCGGCAGCUCCGCCACCCUGCGCAUCACAGCUGCUGAGAAGAAGAUGCAGCAGCCCUGUGCCAGCGCCACCCUGAACCGGCUCACGGUGCCCCGCUACUCCAUCCCAACCGGGGACCCGCCGCCCUACCCUGACAUCGCCAGCCAGCUGUCCCAGGGCAGAAACAUCGCGCAGAGGCUGGACAGCAGUAUCAUUCAUGCAACUCUGCGGAGGAACAGCAGGGAGGCAGCCCUGAAAAUGGCUCAGCUGGUGGAUGGUCAGAGAGCCACCUUGCAACUUCCCCCAAAAGCCAAGAGCAGCGUGGUGACGGCACAGUACCAGCAGAGAGUACCCACCGCCUUGUACACCUGCAGCCAAUGCAGCAGUGGUGGCAGCAGCAGCAACACAAGCACUGGUGGUGUGGGAAACAUCCCUAGCACCAACGCUAGUAACAGCACUUCCAGUAUUGGUGGCAUGAGACCUGAUCUGAGCACGGGGAGUGGCUCCCAGCACAGCUCUGUCAUUGCUCACUCCGUCAGUACUUCGCCUCUGGCCUCCCAGUCCUCCUACAGCUUGCUGAGCCCGCCUGACAAUUCCCGUGACCGAGCGGAUUAUAUCAACUCCGCCUUCACAGAGGAUGAGGCCCUUUCUCAGCACUGCCCAGUGGAGAAAUCAAUACGACACGUACCUGUGACCUUGACGGAGGCUGCCCUCGGUGUAAAACGGCCUCCGCCGUACCAGUGGGACCCUAUGGUGAGUGAAGAGAUAUGGGUUCCUCAGGAAAGGACAUCUCAGAGCGCAGUGCCCAACCCCCUAAAACCUACUCCUCUCAUCAUCGGUCAAGCUCAACAUCUGGAUAUGUCUCGAGUGCCAUUUGUUUCCCCAAAGUCUCCAACCAGUCCCACUGCCACUUUCCAGACAAGUUAUGGGGUUGGAGUACCUUACCCAGCAAGCUACAGUGCCCCUCCCCUUCAGGGAAUGCAGCCCCCCUGCUCCCCCAAAGAAACUCUGGCCCCAACGCAGUUUGCACAGCAGGAGCCCACAGUUGUGCUUCAGCCAGGUUAUCCACCCAACCUCUCCUAUUGCCCUUUACCACCCAUGUACCCAGGAAGUAGCGCCUGCUCUAGUUUACAGCUGCCACCGAUCGCCUUGCACCCGUGGAGCUCCUACAGCGCCUGCCCACCCGUACAGAACCCCCAGGGCACCUUGCCCCCCAAGCCGCUCCUCGUGGUGGAGAAGCCAGUGAUGUCUCCCCCGCCAGCAGAGCUGCAGAGCCACGUGGGCACAGAGGUAAUGGUGGAGACAGCAGACACCUUCCAGGAGGUGCUUUCCUUGACGGAAAGCCCUGUUCCUCAAAGGACAGACAAAUUCGGCAAGAAGAGCCGGAAGCGCCUGGACAGUCGAGCCGAGGAAGGAAACGUGCAGGCUAUCACCGAGGGCAAGGUCAAAAAAGAGGCAAGGACGCUGACUGACUUCAAUUCACUAAUAUCCAGCCCUCGGCUGGGGAGGGAGAAGAAGAAGGUCAAGAGCCAGAAAGACCAGCUGAAGUCCAAGAAGCUAAACAAGACAAACGAGUUUCAGGACAGUUCAGAGAGCGAGCCGGAGCUUUUUAUCAGCGGGGAUGAACUGAUGAACCAGAGCCAGGGCAGCAAAAAGGGUUGGAAAACCAAAAGGAGUUUGAGGACAGCCAGUGAGCUGGAUGAAUUCAAGUGCCGGAAGGCCAGCGAGAAGGAGGAUGGGAGGCUGGGGAGCCAAGGCUUUGUGUAUGUGAUGGCCAACAAGCAGCCGCUGUGGAAUGAGGCAACACAAGUCUACCAGCUGGACUUCGGAGGGCGGGUGACCCAGGAGUCGGCAAAAAACUUCCAGAUUGAGCUGGAAGGGCGACAGGUGAUGCAGUUUGGAAGGAUUGAUGGCAAUGCUUACAUUUUGGACUUUCAGUAUCCAUUUUCUGCAGUGCAAGCCUUUGCUGUUGCUCUGGCUAAUGUGACUCAACGCCUCAAAUGAACAAGCAGAGACUGGAGAGAGGAAAAUGUUAACCUUCUCAUAAAGUCCAAACCGGAAAAUGUCAGGGCAGCCUGCUUUAGGUGUGCAGAGGUGCCUGGGAGAGAAGGCGGCAGUAAAACUGGAAGUCUCUUGGUGCCCAGCAGAAGGGCAUUAACUCUAAUCAGUCAUGGGGAGGAGGGUGGGGGGUUGUUUCCUGUUUUGUUUGUUUGUUUGUUUGUUUGUUUUCAGGUGUUUUCUUUUCUUUUUAAGCGUUGUGCUGGGUCUCAGAAAGAGCGAAGGGUUGGGAGCCAUUCAGUGUUACGUGGAGAAGUGUGGCUUUUGGCUUGUUGUGGUUCUGCCGUGUUUGCUACAGUAGCUGAUGUAAGCUCAUAGGGGGAUUAAAAAAGACUGCUCUUUUUGAUAGACUGCCUUAUAUCAUGCUGUUCUUUUUAAAACAGGGAACGUAACUUUUUUUCUGGUCCAGUUUGUAUUACUACUACUACUACUACAACAUCAGUAAUAGCAGCAAAAAAAAGAAGCUGUAAUACUUGAAGACAUGUAUUUCUUCUCUGAUAUCUGAUAAUAACUGAGCACCACAAGUUCCAAGGAGGCUUAUGUAGGUCAAUGUAUAAUUUCUAAAUAAUGAUGUGUUAUUCAGAAGAGAAAAGUUGUUACCAGUGGGUAGUUUUAAAAACCCACAGCAUCAAAGAAGUUGAUGUCUGCUUGUUUUGUGUGCUGUUAUUGGGGAUAAACAUCUUUCAGUAGGUGACAGAAGAUAGAGGAGAAAACCAUUAUGAGCGUUGCUUCUUCUGUUGUUGGGAAUAAACAUCUUCCAGUAGGUGACAGAAAAUAGGGGAGGAAAUAAUCGUGAGCAUUGCUUCUUUGCUCGUAUUGAUCAACAGUGUUCUCUGAUUUGGCCUGUAGCUGGGAGGGGUACGGUGUGACCAGAUGUAUUUCUGAGGCCAUGCCUGUACAUGCUCCUUAUUUAAAUGUGUUUACCACUUUACAAACAAAGUAUUUUGAGUGAGUAAGAAGGCCCAGUGUAUUCAGUCUUCUUAGCAAUCAGUGUGAAUCAAGUUCUACAACAGUGAUGAGCACUUGAAUUAGGAAGGAGACAGAAGUGUAGCAAGUGAUUACAAGAAGCAUUUUCAUCAGGAAAGCAAUUUCAUUACAGGGAAAACAUCAUGGCUGGCUGGAGAACGAAUGAGUUGAAAGAGGAAGGAAAAAUUGGACAGAAUCAUCCCUUUUAUCACCUUGUUACUUGAGUAGGCUUUGUGACUGUGGUUUGAGAUUAUAACACUCCAGCUAAAAGCAGGAAGCCAAAGUUUGCAUGGAGUGUUACAGAGGAAAGCUUAAUAACUGUAGCAUGACUCUGCAGUUCUUUCUGUUGGACAUGCAGACCUGUUGAGCAUUUCAAAAGGGUUGCUUGGACAGAAGAGUUUCUGUGUUGUCCACGUGUUGUGCACAUAUUUAUUUGCUUUCUCUCUUUCCUCCUUGCCUGCAUUUUGCUACAGAAUAUGUUCUGAUAUGGAAGUAGUUUCCCCAGUAAUACAGAAAGCCCAAAACUAUUAAUGUAAUUAUUUGGACAUUAGAUUACAAAACGUAACUGCAGAUUUCCUGCAGAAAUUACUGUUUGAAGUGAAAGGCACACUGAGAAAGGUAUGCUGGUUGAGGUGUCGAUGGCUGCUUUGUCUUUGUCUUUCAUCCACAAUUUCAGCUUCUUACUUGAAAAAUUCUAUAUAACUUAAGAUGAAUAGGCGUGAUUUUCUCUUUGCUUUUCUUAAAUCCUAAUGGUAGGGCAGAUGUGUGUUGCAUUUUAUUUGUUCUAGAAGAACAUACUGCUUAAGAUAAGAUCCUGCUGUAGUAGAAGUUACCAAAAUGCUUUUAACUUCUGCUCUGCUGAGGCUUCUAGAGGUGUACAGCACGGAAGGAGUAAUGCCGGUCGCAGAGGGGAGUUUCAGAGAGUUGCCAAGGGAGAUGACGGGGCAGAUCAUCCACAGGUCAUGUUCCACAGGGUAAGUCCAGAAAAAAACACCUGCAAGAUGGUUUUCUUGGAGAGAGGUAGGAAGGAAGGAGGGAGGUAGAUGGUACCAUGUCUCUGUUAUCCCAAAGCUCAGCAACUUCUGUUUGAGUGUGGGAGUGGUCAGGCACAUCAUUCCUCUUGACAUCUAGCAGAUUGUUGUUUGCUUUAAUUAAUGAAGUUUGUUUCCAUCAGUUGUCUGGGCCCAUUUGUAUUCUUUCUCACAUGCCUGAUUUAUUGAGCAGUUUGUGUGCCUGUACGUAUAAUGUGUGUGGAACAGAGGAACUAAGAUGGAUUUGGUUCUGGUCCCUUUAAAAUCAAUUAAAAUGUUUCCCUUGGGUUUUGUGUGGAGGAAACACUAUUAAGGCCUUUGUCUAUAUUGAGUUGUAUGCUGUACAAACAGCAGGUUGAAUUCUCGGUCCACUGAUUCCAGUACACAAAGAGGAAAGUUGGCUGAUGAGAGUCCUCACCUGCUCCAAGGUCUGUGCUAACCAGUCAUACCCUAAUUAGAGUAUUAUAGGCACACACUGAACACUGUAAGAGAAGAAACAUACCAUGGCUUCCUUGCUUGCUUGCUGAGGCCACUCAGCCACAUCAGAAACCUUCAGCUGGAAGAAACAUCACCUGUAUUUUUAAGCCAAAAUUGUCAGUACAUGGAAACAACAUGAAUGUCUUUUUUUCUGAACAAAAUCUAAUCUAUAUAGAAGGACUUCUGCAUGCAGUUUCUUUAACCUUCCAGGGAACGGUAUUCCUCUUCACUUGGUUCGUUGCCAAUUUUUUCCAGUUACCGGCAGUUUUAUGUUAACAGAGAACCAAGAAAUUAAACCCAGUACAACAAGGAGCGAUUUGGUUUCAUUGGCCCAGGUCAUGACUGCAUCCUUCUGACGGCACUUAACAAAGAACCUUGGCAUAGAAAGAUACCCAGGUUUUGCCCCAGCAAAGCACAAGGAAUAAUUAUCAAAAAUUAGGAAAAUAAAUGAGAUUUCCCACAUCCUUCCCAUUUACUUGUCAGAAAAUGCUAUAGGAUAAGAUAAUCUUUUAUCUUUCUGAAAAUAAUUCAAGAGAGUCCCUUUAAUUGAGGAUCUUAAUUGUGUAGAGAAUAGCCAGUAUUAGAGAGAGAAAGUACUCUCAAAUAUAUUAGAAUUUUAAUAAAAGGAAUGGAAAUUAUGUAAAUGUCUGAUGCAACUGGGUCCUAAAUUAUACAGAGAACAAGUGAAUGUGACAGUUGUUUUCUUUGUCAUUGAGAUACAAUAUAGGAAACAAAUUUAAAAGCCCCCCCAAAUAAUCACUAUUGCAUUCAACCAAAAGAAGUUACAUUUUAUAUUUCAUUAGUAAAACACAGGUUUUAUGUAGAUAACUAAGUUCUUCUAGGAAGAAUGUAGCAAAGUGUUCAGAAAUACCUAGUUCUUUUAUACGUACAGUAAUUUCCAUUAGUUAAGUAUGUUUUUUCCAAAGCUUGUUUUUUUUAGUUGUGCAAUAAUUGUAACAGUCUGGGGGUUUAUGAGUUUUUAGUUGGUUUGGGUUUUGGGGGGCUUGGUUGUGGGGUUUUUAGGGAGUUUUGAGUGUUGGGGUUUUUUUUAGGGUAAUUUAAUGCAGAUUUCCGGUUCAUGUCCAAAACCCAAAUUAUUUAUCUUGCAUAAUGUAAUAAGUGAUUUAGGGAUUAUUUUAUUACUAUGUAUCAGUGAGUUAUAUACACUUUCUUAUUUAUAUUUAAAGAGCAUCUUUGUAAGUAAUUGUUUGUUAGCAGUAUGUUUUGGUGCAAGAAGUUAAAAAUGCAUAUAGGAAGACCUGUAUUUGCUAGAUAUACAAAAUUUCAUAAUGCAGGCAGGCAAAAAUUUUUUUUGGCAGCUGAAUGCAACAAGUUUGCCGUGGAGGACUGUGUAGACGACGAAGAGUAUAGAUGUUUUCUUUGGGACCUGCAGAAAUCUGUCCUUCUUCACUGCUUUCCUCCUUUUCUUCUAACUAUAUAUUUCAGUUGGGGGUGGUUUUCGAAAUACCAGACUUGAUUUGCUUUCCCUCUUAGCACAGUGCUUUUUCUUGAGAAAUAAAAUAAGGUGGGUUACAUGAUAAAAGAGGGUAUAGCGAUAUAUGGUCAGUUUGUAAGAAGUUCAUUGCACAGUUUAGUAGGGUUUGGCAAUGGCAUAAUUCAGCGCUAUGCGGAGAUACAAGCAAGUUAGCUUGGAAUAAGCUACUUGAGGCACAAGAAAUAGUGUAGCAGUAGAUGCAUUUUCCUCUGCUCAGACUAACAACAUUCCUUCUUCAGCUGGGCUCUGCUGAUUCCAACACAGCUGUAAUGCUUCUGAUAGCUGAGCUAGCGCUGUGCAGGGCUGGUGGAGCUGAGCCCUGAUGCUGCCUGCAGCAGCUUUGCGUCUUCAGCGUGCUCCAUCACAGACCUGGUGGAGCAGGCAUUCCUCCACUUCUAGGUCUGUGCCAAGAGCAGCGUGAAGCUGCCAUGGGGUUUGGCUGCAGCAGCUUCGGGCAGAGAAAGCCCCAAUGCCAGCCAGUGGCCGUGGUGGCCAUUUGGAAUCAGAAUCUGCCCCACUGGAGUUGCCUUUUGAAAAAAUAUGGCUGAUGUCCUUGAAAUAUAGCUCCUAAGAGAGUCUAAGAAUUGAUACUUGAAGUCUGGUAGGAAGUGCACCGUGUGUGGAGUGGCGAAUUUUAGCUUGAAACAGCGAGGAUAUCAUGUUUCUGCAACACCCUAAGAAAAUACAAGAAAGAGGAGGGUGAAAGAGGAAAAAAGGGAAUUAACAUGUUAACAAUUUUGCCCUCAGUUCCAGACGCAGCAGUAACAUGUACCAUGGGCUGCCUGAAUAUUGUAAAUCUGCACACAGGUUCAUCGCAGAUAAACUUCCUGUGAUGCAGCCACGAGUAAAACAGUUCCAACGUUUCUUUCUCCAGUUUUGUUGCAUUGUUUUUAUGAAGACACUUGAAGGUCUACAGAUGUCAGAAAAGAUAUCUGGCUUGGCUGAAGCCUUGAGCCUAGACCUUCUGUGGGUCCAGACUUUCCUUGGUGUGUCUUUUUAGUGUCCUCUCAGAAAUUCCAAACAGAUUUCAAAGCUUGCCUGGUCAUUGCCUCAGACAAUUUCUGUGCAUUUGUUUUUUACAGCCUGAUGUGUGUGAUCCUAUGUAAUCUUGGUGCCCUAUUACCUGUCAGAAACAGUUUAAAUCCUCACAUGAAGAAGUUAGCAAGUACAAAAAUUGAUUUGAUAGAGAGAAAGCAGAGAGGAGACAGUAAGUUUUCACUAGCUGUUAAGAAUGUGUUUCCCAGAGCCAACAGUUUAGAAACUGCAAAUUUGUGCACUGCCCAAACCACUCCAGACUGGUAGAUCUGACUUGGAGAUUAGUAAUGCGAGUCACUUGCGUGGCACACUGACAGACCGCUGACUGCUAGCCUCACUACAUGGUUACACCAAGGUAUAUAAGAGAGUAGAAUCCAACCCAAAAUGGACUUUCCCAUUUCUGUGUGGUUAUAAAGUAAGAAUGACUUACAUCACCAAUAUGUCCACUUAAGAAAAUUAUAAAGCAUUACCCAACAACUAUAUUGGUAGUUCUGUAUAACCCUCUCUUGAAGAAUGCUAGAUGUAGAAACCUGGCCACAGAGUAGUCAUUCAGAUUUUUGUCUUUUAUUCCCAUUUCUAGGAUUCCAUCACAGGAGAGCAAGCUGUUUGUUAUUUAGGGAUUGGCAUGUUUUUCCCAGUAUAAGAGUGCAAGUGUUACCGUGCUGCUGACAAAAAUGAAAAAAUUCUGGUAGAUGAAUUUUUUCAUUUUCAAGUCCUUUCAUCUUAAGGCAAGCACAAUCCUCCAUCAGCAAAUACCAAUUUGCAGUCCUCCUGUCCUCAGGAGUAGUCUGCAGGUAGGCACCACAGGUCCUCUUUGCAAGAAUUUACAUGCACCAUUCUCAACAGAAUAAGAUUAGUUACUACUUGUGAACAAUGGGCUAUGUGAAUUAUUUUAUAUCUUUGUACUUAUUUAAUUUUCUUCUAAAAACAUCCUACAGAGAUGUUUUAAGAUUAAAAGACUUAGCUUUGUGUGUUGCCUGAUAUCUCUGAAGAAGGAUCAGGAGGUAAUUUCUUUAGGCAGUUUGAUUGUUGCUGCAUCUAGAAAAUUAGAUUUUUAAGACAAUUAACCAAAUAAAAGAAUGAAAUCGGAUUCAGUGAAGCAAUUCUUGCUAAGAAAAUUAAAAACUUCACCCUUCAACUUUUGAUUUUGCAAAUGGUUCCAUAGUGAGAAAUUUGUGCUUCAAGGCAAGUUGAUUGUUGUGCAGCAGUAUGCAAGCACACAGGUUUGCUGACCCAGACCUGACUGCAGGAUCAGAACAACAUGAUUUUGUGAAACUUAAAAUUAAAUAAAUGAAAACACCAAACGCCUAUCCAGAUUGUUAAACAAAAAAAUCAGGUGGUAUGAUGUUAAAGCCUGCCAGUUUAUUCUUAAUCCUUGCCCUCCAGUUUACAUUAUUACAAAUACAAAAAUACGAUCUGAUUCAGCAAUUCUGAAUCCUGACAAAUGUUGUCUAUUUGUGGAAUAUUUAUCUUACUGGCCAAGUAGAUGGUUUAAGAUACAGAUUGAGAUUAAAGUAAUAAUAAAGAAGAAACAUUUUUUACCAGUGUGCAGACACCUGAGUUUCAAGUAUUUCAUUGGAACAGUGCUCAGCUUGUAAUUCCUACCUAUGUUGUCUCAAGAUAUUUGUUCAGAACUUUCCUAAUUUUCCCUUUGUUUCCUUUGUUUGCUUGAUACAUGUUUUGCCUUUGGUUGCCUUUCGUUUCACUAUUUCUGCAUUCACUGCUUCUUUUUGUGUGUUGUGUGUUUGGGGAAGGGUAUGUCUGUUCAAGAUCUCAUUGUUUAUUGUAGAUACAAUAUAUGGUGUUGUGGAAUAGCAUGGGGAUGCAUUUGAUUGAAAAGGCACUGUAGUGUUUCCUGAAAAAGAAGGGGAGUUGCAUUUGUUUAUAAAUGCAUUAUUUUGGUACUAUAACUUUGAACGUGAUUUUAGAAAAUUUUUUUAUUAUUAUUUAAUGAGCAUAUACCCAUGCAGGUGCAUGCAUUCUUAAGCUAGGAAGCCCAGCAUGUUUUUCUUAAGGCUUUUAAAAAUUUGGUACACAGUUUGUGUACUUUUACAUACCUAUGCUAUUUUUUAAAUACAUUUUUUGGAAUCUCAAGUUUUCUUUUUUUUUUUCUUUUUUUUUCCUCAGUAUACCGUGGUAUACCUGCUUUCCAUUGGACUUAAAAACUACCCUGAUCUGCCUCUCCUUCUAUGUAUCUUGUGUAAUAGAUUUUGCAGGAGGUGCCUAGAAAGCAUUGUUGGUUUCCCUAUAAAAAUGUGGUUUGUUCAGAUUCUUUACUGUCUACAUAACUGAGAGAUAGACUGAUUGCCCUAUUUUUCCUUGAUGAUUUGGAGUUGUAAGAGUUGUCCAGCUGUUGCUUAAUAAAAUUUUGCAGACUAGAACAUUCCUGACUUGUUUUCGUUGCAUUCUGCAUCUCAUCGAGCACCUUCAAUAAUUUUAAAGCAGAUGACAAAUCUGCACUGGAAUGACCUGAGUAAUAAAUAGCUAGAUGCCGUUAUGCUUUCUCUUUUCGAUAACUGUAUCCACAAGUUCCACUGAACCUGAGGUGUUUACCAGCUCAUCAUACUUUGUGUCAUUCAUAUGGGAGGAUGGGUGGCAAAGAUUUCGUGGUAAUAAUGUUCCUGUCUGCCUGGAUAUCAGCUGAUUCUUAUGCUAUUUCUCUUCUGCUUGCUUUCCUUUUUAAGGAAAUUACCUUUGGGGUUUGUAGUACUUCUCAUUUUGUCAUUGAUAUACUGGAAACUUUAACAUUACCACGAGGGAUUCCUCUGUCCUGUCAUCUUUAACAACAGAAUAAAAUGCUGUGAUGGCCA